AUGCUGCGGCUGAAGCUAUCGGCUGGCGAAAUCUGGGAAUUUCCGAAGCUGUUCAUUAGCUUGCUCGUGACCAAAAGCAUAGCUGGCAUCGAGAUCCCAUCCCCAAACGAGCCCACGAGCCCGAGCCCCAUCAGCGCCAUGUCAGAGCAAUCGGCAUGCAUGAAAAUCGAGCCGAACGAUAUAGUUCGGCUGCUCGUUUUCGGCUUCUUCUUCUUCAUCUGCUCCAUAACAGAGUAUAUUUGUGAGGUAAAGUAUAUAUGUUGGCCUAAUGGCUAUAUCGGCCUAGCGGAAGAACUAAUGAUUUGGUAA
Striga asiatica is the source of this 309-nucleotide messenger RNA. The record is from the annotation of a GenBank genome assembly. NCBI's taxonomy places the organism in Eukaryota, Viridiplantae, Streptophyta, Magnoliopsida, Lamiales, Orobanchaceae.